Messenger RNA from Pundamilia nyererei, 5505 nucleotides. RefSeq names its product paxillin b (gene pxnb). The record is from RefSeq and is a predicted model, not a curated record. NCBI's taxonomy places the organism in Eukaryota, Metazoa, Chordata, Actinopteri, Cichliformes, Cichlidae. The coding region runs from base 155 to 3679 and encodes 1174 amino acids. Gene Ontology annotation, biological process: substrate adhesion-dependent cell spreading; endothelial cell migration; transforming growth factor beta receptor signaling pathway. The transcript has 14 exons.
CACAAACUGCCGCGCGUUCACGAGAGCCAUCCUGACUGACCAACUUCCAGGGCAGCAGUGCUGGUGAAGUUUGAAGGGGAAAAGUCAGAUUUCACAAACCAUCCGGAAGGUCGCGAAACAAAAAACUGACGCAGUCCACAACUAGGCAGCAGCUAUGGACGAUUUAGACGCGUUGCUGGCAGACCUGGAAUCUACUACAUCCCACAUCUCAAAGCGACCUGUAUUCUUGCCCGACGAGACGCCCUACUCCAUCCCUACAGGAGGACAGCCCUACCAAGAUGUUACACUUCCACCUCCGGUCCCUCCUCCACCUUCAGCUGAAGCUCUGAACGGGUCCCUGAGAGAUCAGCCUGAUUCCCACCACUCCUCUCAGCAGUCACUGGGUUCGGCACAGAAGAGCUCAUGGUCAAGGGACAGUAGCAGUUCUCCAUUAUCUCACAUUGAAGAGGACCACGUGUACAGUUUCCCAAACAAACAGAAGACAUCAGAUUCCUCUACAACAGCCAUGACUUCUGCGUUGGGCAGUAAUCUGUCAGAGCUUGACAGGCUUCUGCUGGAACUUAAUGCUGUGCAACAGAGCUCCCCUUCAUUUCCCACUACAGAGGAGGCAGCUCCUCCCUUGCCAUCCUGCAGCAUCACUCACUACGAGAACGGCGGCACACCUGACAUCUUGGUAAGCCCACCACCUCAGGAGAAACCAAAGAGGAAUGGGAGGAUGGAGGACGCCCGACCUACUGUGGAAAGUCUGCUGGAUGAGCUGGAAGGCUCGGUGCCUUCACCCAGCCCCCCCACUCAUCACAGUGACUUGGACACAUCCUCUCAACAGCAGGCCAGAAUUUCAGCUUCCUGUGCCACCAGAGAGCUCGAUGAGUUGAUGGCCUCUUUGUCUGACUUCAAGCCUAGCUCUUUAGGCUCUCUGCUUGAACCAGCAGGAGCAUCUUCCAGCUCUUGCCACACUCCAAUGUCCUCUUCCAUUUCCCCCAUGGCUUCUCCUUCCUUGAGUCUGUCUCAUCCGUCUGCCUGUGCCUCUCCUCUCUUCUCUUUACCUGCUGGGCUAGAGCUACAUAUAGAUGAGGAUGGAGGAGAUGGUGGCAUGUUGAGACCCCACCCUAGCCAUCUCUCUCCACACAGUCCUACAUCCUCAUAUUCUGCAACCAGUGAGCUAGACCUGGACUCUGUCAUAGAUGUCUCUGCCAUCAUGCUAUCAUCUCAAACCAAAUCUCUGCUAGUCCUCUCUCAGUCUGCUUCCUCUAACUCCAACCUGCUAAGAAGUAGCCCAAGUCCUUCCAAUACCACUACCCCUUCACUUACCUCAGUUAUCACUGUCCUGGAUCACAAGUCCUCCAAGUCCCCAAGUCCAUCUGUAGAACGGGUCUCACCCUCAGCUUCUGGAGGUAAAUCCUCCUGUGCUCCUGAGAGUGUAAGCAAGGGUUCUCCUUGUUUUUAUGAUCUCGAUGUCAGUUUCUCCUCUUCGUCUUUACCUACAACCCAAAACUUCACCCCUCAGGUCUCAGCCCCCUCACCCCUCCCCGUUUUUGUCUCUCUGUCUCCACCUUCAAAAACAUCCUCACCAUCUCCAGUCUCGCCACUAAUAGUCUCUUCUCCAAUGGCCUUUAAUAACCACAACAGACAGUUGCUGGAGACACCACCUGCAACCCAUACAACCACCAACUUCACUGUACAGCAACCCCCUGUGGUAGAGCCAUCCCUGGAUGAGGCACUAGACAAGCUUCUAGCAAUGAGUUUUUCACAAAAUCACACAAUGGCGAAUGUGGAUGGACCUCAGCUGAAGAACGAUGCAGAGUGUCUUGGCAGAGGAAUGCAGGAGGUGCACGAGGAGCUCAUCCUACCCUUGGACAGAAGCAGCAUCCAGCCAGACACUUUCACCAACACUUUCACAGACGAUUCAGUGGACGGAGGCACAGAUGGGAAUGGAGACCUGGACUGGGCAGACGAAGAGCUGUCCAUGUCCUUACAUGACGGUCUGGAUGGCACCAUGACCCCUUACACUGAGAGGCUCUAUACAGAUGGCAGCAUGACCCCACUGACAGAGGCCAGCUGGAUGGAUGAGUCCAUGACCCCAUCAUCAUGCCCCGGGACCCCUGACGUCACCCUGGACCUGCCCCUGCUUCAGACUCCCACUAUAGACAGAGUCUCAGCGUCUGGACAUAUAAAAUCAGUUAUUAGGCGCACUAAGGAGACUCCCAAUGUGCACCCCAUGUACCGAGAGGCUCACCUGCGCAGGAAGAUGGGACCCAUCAUUGUAAACAAGAACUCUUCCCAGGACCGUCUCAUAGAAGAGCUUCAGGGUAAGCUUGGGAUCGGCCGCUCAGAACGGAGGCGCAAACAGUCCGAUGAUUGGCUGACGGAGGGUGUCAUCGUCACGUCCAAACCUCAGCGAUAUCGUCCCGAUGGGGCGGGCAGUGAGGUCGACAAGAUCAUAAUUCCCCCCGAGUCUCCUGUCCCCGUGAGGAAGGUGCUGCCACCUCCCUCUCCCCCUACCCCUCGUCGCCCCCCUGUCAUAGAAGAACCUAAGCGACCCCUCCCUGUACAGCACCCCCCUGUCCCAAUACCACCCCCACCUCCUCCACCUCCUUCACCACCUCCACAACGUACCCACCACAUUCACGAACCAGUUCCUGCUCCACCUCGGCAGUUCAUAAAAGCCUCACCUCCACCGGCUCCAGUCCAGAACCCUUCUACGCCUAAACCAGAGCCGCCUCCUCCUGUCCUAAAAACCCCAACCCAGCCACCAACAGUGGACUCGGUUCCCCCAGUUGCACCCAAAGUCCUGGUCUCUGUAGGCUGCCAAACUGAGUAUGACCCCAUCUUCCCUCCAAUGCAGAUUAUGGCCCAAGGGAAGGGUGGUGUCUCCGGUGGACCCCCGACACAGGUCAACAAGCUGGACAACAUGCUUGGCAGCCUGCAGUCUGACCUCAACAAACUGGGCGUGCAGACAGUCGCUAAAGGAGUUUGCGGAGCCUGCUGUAAGCCGAUUGUGGGACAGGUGGUGACCGCCAUGGGCCGCACAUGGCACCCCGAACACUUUGUGUGCACACACUGUCAAGAGGAAAUCGGCUCCAGGAACUUUUUUGAACGUGAAGGACAGCCCUACUGUGAGAAGGAUUACCACAAUCUGUUCUCUCCGCGGUGCUACUACUGCAACGGGCCCAUACUGGAUAAAGUUGUGACGGCGCUGGAUAGGACAUGGCAUCCCGAACACUUCUUCUGCGCUCAGUGUGGCUCUUUCUUUGGCCCUGAGGGUUUUCAUGAAAAGGAUGGAAAGGCAUACUGCAGGAAAGAUUACUUUGACAUGUUUGCACCGAAAUGCGGCGGCUGUGCCAGAGCCAUUCUGGAAAAUUACAUCUCAGCUCUGAACUGUCUUUGGCAUCCCGAGUGUUUUGUUUGCAGGGAGUGCUUCACCCCAUUUGUGAAUGGAAGCUUUUUUGAGCACGAUGGCCAACCCUACUGUGAAGUGCACUACCACGAGCGCCGCGGCUCCCUCUGCUCCGGCUGCCAGAAGCCCAUCACGGGGCGCUGCAUCACAGCCAUGUCCAAGAAGUUUCACCCGGAGCAUUUUGUCUGUGCCUUCUGCCUGAAACAGCUCAACAAAGGCACCUUUAAAGAGCAAAACGACAAACCCUACUGCCACGGCUGCUUCAUCAAGCUGUUCAGUUAGAGAGUUGGGGGAACGUUUAACACUGGCACACUUGGGUCAGGGCUAAAAUGAGAGUCUGAAGCAUUUCUAGCACAGGGAGAGUGAGAACGGGUUUAGUUUGUAUUGCAGGAAGCCGUCUCUGGAUGAUGGCGUUGGAAGUGUGUAUGGGCUAAGUAUGUGCAUGUGGUUGAAGCGGUGUGCUGCUUCGGCCAGACUAAAUGUUUUUCAUGUCAUUCAGAAUUAUUAUUAUUUUUUAGAUUGACAGCAGCUUAUUUGUGAAGCUUUUUAUGUGUUGUGAGCGGGUGACUAUAUCGGAUGAAGGUAUAUUCGGUCUUUAAAGGAAAAUCUUUUCCCCCCCCUCCAAGACAGCAACUUUUCUCCCAGUCUACUUAGAUGUGCUGAAACAAGCAGCUGUCUUGUUUGUUUUGAGUGUGUAUGUAUGUGUGUAACCCUCAAAUCGUUUUAUUUUUUAUCUUUUUAGAAGGUGAUAAAUUGUUACUAAGCACACUGAAACUCUGAUCUAUGAAAUGCUCGGUGUGUGGUAAAGUUACUCACUGGUUGAGUGCGUCAUUUUAGAAAUCAAAACAAUGAACAUAUGGCAGGGAACAGGUGACCUGUUGUUUUUACACAAUAUAAACUUUUUUUAACAAAUGAUCAGGAUAAAAGGCCUUUUACGUUCUCUCCUCCCUAGUAUAAAGUCAGAUAAGGCACAUCUUUAUAUAACUGAUAGAGUUGUGUUUUAUGGUGAAAUGCAUCUUUAGUGUCCCUUGACCAGAAACCCCUUUCUAGUAUGUCAUAUUUUAAUUAAAGGUGCAUACUGUGUUACAAAGCAGUCAAGGGCAAACUGAGCAUGGAUUAAUAUUUGACUCAGCAGUCACUGCGGUGUUCACUCUUCAUUACAUGUGCUGCCAAAUCAUUCCUUUUGGUUCCUCUGAAUUAAAGCGAGUCUAAAAGCAGUUUGUUGGAUUUGCCUCGUACAGUAAAGUGAAGCUGCACAGAGAUAUUGGGGGUACAGUGUUUUUGUGCUACACUACCCUUACUGUUUCUGAGUACAUCCUGAGAAUUUUUGUUGUUGUUUUUUGUACAUGUCCAAUGCAGCUACAUUGUAAGCAUGAACAUGUGUUUAAUAACCACUCGUUAAAAGAAGGAAAGGGCUGCUUGGAAGGCAUAGCAGAGAUAUUUGGAUGUCUUUGCUGAUAUUACUGUAUCGAGAAGCUGAUGAAUGUUUGUUUUUGAGAGAAUGCAAACCGUACACACAACUUGCCUGUGAUAUUCCGAUAACUAUGCAACUGUGGAUUAACAGCUUUGUAUUUCAGCAUCAGCAUCUAUUUCUUAGGCUGUCUGUGCCAUUGUAUCAUGUCUAAUAACACUGGCAAAUUCAGCAAAAAAUACUGAGAGCAGGUCAAGAGUCCGCUGUUCUGUUUUCAUGUUAUUAGUCUGUGAGUUUGUAAAAAUGAGAGCCUGGUGGUCUGCUAGAAUAACUGGUAGGACUAGGAUGACUCGUCUCCCUCAGCGUCUGAGUAGCAUCUACUGUAUGACCACCAGGUUGGGGCUCUGUACAUGGUUAUUCAUACACAGCAGACAGAUUUGGCUUUUUGUCUUGUUCAGGGAAUUCUAGAGCCUUAAUUCUUUUUUUUUUUUUCUCACUGUAUUUAAGAUAUCCUGUAACAGUCGUCUUUUCAAAAUGACUUUCGUAGAGGUUAUUUAACCAAAGCCAUACCUUCUUUCAGUUUUUCUUGUCUGUUCACUUUGUUUUUUCUUUUCACUUUGAAUGUCAAUAGAUACAAAUAGUGAGAUUCCUCUGUUCUAGCCUGAUUAUGCCAAUAAAUUCAGUUUUGGUAUCAAAA